This is a messenger RNA of Dioscorea cayenensis subsp. rotundata (Guinea yam), 1826 nucleotides long. Its product is annotated as tRNA A64-2'-O-ribosylphosphate transferase. The record is from RefSeq and is a predicted model, not a curated record. The transcript has 7 exons. NCBI's taxonomy places the organism in Eukaryota, Viridiplantae, Streptophyta, Magnoliopsida, Dioscoreales, Dioscoreaceae. Gene Ontology annotation, cellular component: cytoplasm. Gene Ontology annotation, biological process: charged-tRNA amino acid modification. Gene Ontology annotation, molecular function: tRNA adenosine(64)-2'-O-ribosylphosphate transferase activity. The coding region runs from base 24 to 1649 and encodes 541 amino acids.
GCGAGCUUUGCUUUAGGGCGACCAUGGCGGAAGGGGAGGAGAGGCUCAGCAUAUACAGAGCGACGAGGCGGAUCAAGAGGAGUGACAACUCGAUGUAUAAUGCUCUCAGGUCCAUCUACGAAGACUCCGUCUUCGUCUCCGAGAUCGCCGCCCUAUGGCCGGAGCUCCCACUGGUCGCAAACCUACGAUGUGGUCUCUGGUACUCCUCCCGUUUCCAUUCUACUUGCUACUUCAAGUCCACUGAUGGCCACACCAACAACUGGGCCUUCAGCACCUCCCGCCUCAACCUCCACCUUGCCCGCCUUGCCGGACAGAGAGGAGGGUGUAUAAUUGUUGAUUCUACACGCAAGGGAAAAAGAUUUCCAGAUAGCAUGUCAAAAACCAUACCUAUCUGGGCAUGUGUGUUGAAUAGGGCUAUUGCAAAACGUUUGCAAGAAAGAGAGAGCAGAAGAGAAUGUGAAUUGGAUUCGGAAACCAAUGCCAAUAAGACCACUGAAAUAAGGUCUACCUUUUCUAAUUGGGAUAGCUCUUUGCAUCUUCCUUCAUGGGUGCCUAAUAAUGAGGAAGCCGCUAUUGGGGAUCGUCUUGAGGAAUGGACUGGGCUGUUGGAAGGUUGUGGUGCAGAUAUUGAUUCUAUUGUCUCUGUACUGAAGAAGCCCCUGCGCCCAUUAUGGAUUUCUCAGAAGACACUUAUUUGGUUGAAUGAAGUUCCUGAAUGUGAUUCUUGGGAUUUUACACCUCUCAUUCUCAUUUCGGCAUCUGCACCAAAUGGAACAUCUCAGCAAAGAACUACCUCAGUGUUCAGCUGGCAGUACAUAGCUGGAGCAGGAGAUGAUGAAGAAAGCUGGGCAAGGGGCUUAUCGCCCAAGUUAUUCUGGGAUCAUGUGUUUGAUCUCAUUGAUUCUGGGCCUGAUUUAUGCAAAUCAAAAGUCGCUGAAAUUGUUGAGAGGGAAAGGGUUUAUCAUGCCCAUAGGGGUGCAUUUUCUCCCCAAGUUACAGUCAAGCCUCAGAAAUUACUGGUAAGCAACGGUGAUGCUUCACAUAAAGAACUCCAACUUACAGACUUUGAAUCCUCUAUGAACUCCAUGAGCGUAAGAUCUCCCAGCGCAGAGGGUUCUCUGUCUUGGGUAGGGUUAACAAAUGUUGCAGUGACCUCAACUUUGCAUGUUGCAGCUGUGUCUGGCCAUGUUGAUUGUGUAUUGAAUUGUGACAGCAAGCUAUCAUCUUUUAGCUUUCUAACUGCUGAUAUGUACAUGCAUCUGCCUAUCGUGGUACAACGCAGACUGAAAUAUCAUUUCUCAAAAAGCUCUUUUUUUGGUGCAAUCAGCUUUGCAAAGUCAAAAUUAACCCAAGGGAAUAAAUUACUUAUUUGCUGCGAAAAUGGAGAAGACAUUAGCAUAUGCGUGUGCCUUGCCAUCUUAACCUAUUUAUUUGAUGAGCAAGGAUCAUUUGAUGGAGGAAAAUCUUUCAUGCAUUCAACAAUUACUAAGUUGGAAAUGAGGCGACGACUAGUGUUGAUCUGUAAGUUUGCUGUGAACACAAGGCCAUCAAGAGGAAAUCUGAAACAAGUAUUUGCCUUUCUAAGUAAAGAAAGAGACCCAGUGAUGUGUUUGAAGUCUGGCUGCCAACAAAGAGAAGAAAUUUUGUGAACCUUCUUUUUGAUGGAUUAAACAACCGUGUAUCCAUUGUGUAAAAUGUUGAGGAAAAAAUAGUUGAAUAAUUUAAAAAAAAGAAAAAAGAAAAAUGUCUUACUUUGUAUAACAUAUAAGCUUAUUCAUGAUGCAAUUCAAUGUGAUAUUUGCCUAACUAUGAGCAACCGCAGAGUU